Arabidopsis lyrata subsp. lyrata is the source of this 1130-nucleotide messenger RNA. RefSeq names its product putative F-box/LRR-repeat protein 23. The coding region runs from base 250 to 936 and encodes 228 amino acids. NCBI's taxonomy places the organism in Eukaryota, Viridiplantae, Streptophyta, Magnoliopsida, Brassicales, Brassicaceae. Gene Ontology annotation, molecular function: protein binding. The transcript has 2 exons. The record is from RefSeq and is a predicted model, not a curated record.
ACAAAUUGUAUUCGUAAAUAUUUAGUGCGAUGAGGACAAGAUUGUAAAUUUCCACUGAUUCCAACAAUUUGCCGUUUCUCACAGAAAUGGCUUCCUCCUCCGCCGUUGAAAGAAGGAGAAUCCCAAAACUGGGCGGAGAUUCCGCCGGAGUUAACAUCUUCGAUUCUGCUCCAUCUCAGCACUAUUGAGAUACUGAAAAACGCUCAGAGAGUAUGCAGAUCGUGGCGACGCGUCUGCAAAGACCCAUCGAUGUGGCGCAAAAUCGACAUGAGAAACAACGGAAUAUUUGGUUACGACUACGAUAGGAUGUGUCGUCACGCCGUCGAUCUCAGCGAAGGCGGUUUGGUCGAAAUCAACAUGGUACACUUCGGCAACGAUUCUCUCUACUCCUACAUUGCUGAAAGAUCGAGUAAUCUGAGAUGCCUUAGACUUGCUAUGUGCUAUCCACUAACAGGCAAGGGGUUUGUCAGCGCAGUCAUGCAGCUCUCAUUCCUUGAAGAACUCGAGAUUUCACACGGCUAUGCACAACUGGAUUUGAAAGCUAUAGGCCAGUCUUGCACACUACUGAAGACAUUCAAGCUAAACCGCCCUUCUUUCAGCCGGUACGUUAAAUAUGAUGAUGAAGCUCUAGCAAUUGCUGAAACUAUGCCCGGAUUACGCUACCUCGAGCUUUUUGGGAACGGACUAACCAACUCAGGAUUGGAAGCUAUUCUGGACAACUGUCUUCACUUGGAACAUCUUGAUUUACGCCGCUGCUUCAACAUUUACCUUGUCGGGGAUCUCGAGAAGCGCUGUUCUGAGAGUUUCAGAGAUUUGAGACGCCCUGAGGACUCAACUGCUGAUUCCCCAUUUGAUGCCACUUCCGUUAUUAUUUCAGAAGGAGAAGACAACUAUUUCUCAGAUGAUUCUGACCUAUAUAAUCCUUAUUAUGACUAGAUAGGAUACGCUGUCUGAUCAUUUUGAAGAAUGCAAUGACAAUAUCAGUGGCGACUGGUAAUGAACUCGAUUAUGUUCUCUUUUCGGCAAGUCCGUUGUUUCAGCUGACUUGUGUGUCCCUCUUUGCCUUUGUAAAGUUUUUGAGAAGAACAGAUUUUAACAUGUCUUUGCAAUGAAAGUCACAAAGUUAACAA